Molecule: messenger RNA, 2982 nt
Organism: Notodromas monacha
Lineage: Eukaryota; Metazoa; Arthropoda; Ostracoda; Podocopida; Cyprididae
Source: the annotation of a GenBank genome assembly
AGGCUUUCUGGGCAUAUAUUUAUUUGUGUUUUUUUGGAUCGAGAAAUUACAUGUCAUUUGACUCUACAGUGAAAUGCAGGUUGUAGCACUGAUUGGGUUUCUCAGUAUCAUCAGUGUUCAGUUUUCCGGAUUCAGUGAUGGUUAUUCCUUUGAGGAAACAGCACACCCGUCAAUAAAAACCGCGAAACACACCCGAUUGAACCCUUCCUUGAACGUGCUCGUUUCCGACGAUGGGAGCUACCAAGUGACCGUUAAUGACAUUCCUUGGCUCCAGGGCGUUCCGCCGUUUUUCAAGGCCAACCAACAGGAAUUCUCUCCUUCCGACGGAACCCUGAUCCUCGUCACUCCGUACCCAUUCGGAACAACGACUGGGAUCGACGCCUUGGGCUCUUUCUCGUCAACGUCAUGGGCCUAUGAGACCAGGGAUGACUCAGGAGGUGUCGGAUUGCGUUUCGAGUGUUCAGUGCAGGUCUACGACGACGUCAAUGCUGUCGUUUUUACGCAAACAUUGCCGGAUGGUGCCCCGGACUGCGGGGAUCCGGAAGCUGUCGACGGAGUGUCGACAGGGUUUCCUGGGUUCUCCGUCGCCGCGAAACACACCCGAUUGAACCCUUCCUUGAACGUGCUCGUUUCCGACGAUGGGAGCUACCAAGUGACCGUUAAUGACAUUCCUUGGCUCCAGGGCGUUCCGCCGUUUUUCAAGGCCAACCAACAGGAAUUCUCUCCUUCCGACGGAACCCUGAUCCUCGUCACUCCGUACCCAUUCGGAACAACGACUGGGAUCGACGCCUUGGGCUCUUUCUCGUCAACGUCAUGGGCCUAUGAGACCAGGGAUGACUCAGGAGGUGUCGGAUUGCGUUUCGAGUGUUCAGUGCAGGUCUACGACGACGUCAAUGCUGUCGUUUUUACGCAAACAUUGCCGGAUGGUGCCCCGGACUGCGGGGAUCCGGAAGCUGUCGACGGAGUGUCGACAGGGUUUCCUGGGUUCUCCGUCGGUUGGGGUUCAGAUACAAACGAGCUAGGGUUUCUGUCCACCAGUGGGCACAUGCUGGGACAGGUUAAUUUGGAUUUUGCGAGGUGGCAACCAAACACCUACAAAUUGCACACUGGUGAAAAAGCGGGAUUGACGGUGAUAUUUGACAAAGAAGGGAACAACAGCAUCGUCAUUUCACCCCUCGACAAUUUUAUGCGUGCCAACACUUACCGAAACGUUGAAGCUGAUUCUAUUCAUUACGGUGUCAUUGGAACGAUCACGGACAUCCCGCCACGAUUUUCUCUCAGAACCCUGAUCACCCAUGACAACAAUAUUCGGAAAUCAAUCAAAUCCUGGGGCCAAAUGUUGCGGCAAUUUCACGGAACCAGCGAAGACGCUCCUUUAUUCGACAGCGAUUUGUCCGUGACGCAUUUGGGCUAUUGGACGGACAACGGAGCCCACUAUUAUUAUCAGACGGAAGAAGGGAUGGAUUACCAUGACACCAUGGUGGCAGUAGUUGAUUACUACAGGCAAAUUGGAGUACCCAUCAGGUACUUGCAAAUCGACUCCUGGUGGUACUUCAAGGGGCAGUACGACGGAGUGAUGAACUGGACCGCGAAACCCGACGUGUUUCCCUACGGGUUGCAAACGCUGCACCGGGACAUUGACAUGCCGAUUGUGGCCCACAACAGAUAUUUUGCACCCGACACGUCGUACGCUCAGCAAAACGGAGGUGAAUACGAAUUCGUAGUAGAGUCAGGGAAAUCUCUACCAAAGUCGAGACAAUUUUGGGAUGAUUUGCUGCAUGAAGCCCAGCAGUGGGGUCUCAUUGUCUACGAACAAGACUGGCUCGACAGAACCUUCGAAGAAAUGGAGGCAAUGCAUACAGAUUUCAACUUGUCCACCGACUGGAUAACUCAGAUGCACGCGGCAGCCGAAGAACUCGGACUAAACAUACAGUAUUGCAUGGCAUUGACUCGUUAUGCUCUGGAAAGUGUUCGAUUUCCUCGUGUGACUCAAAUCAGAGUCAGCGAAGAUUACGCAGCUGCUCUGCUGAACUGGAAAAUCGGAGUGACGUCGAUGAUCGCUGAAGCUUUGGGCAAAUCUCCAUUCAAGGACACAUUCAGGACUGAUCAAGUGGCGGUAGAAAAGAUGUGUUCGGAACGCUCAACAGGGAUAACAGCGAAAGAAGCUUGUGUGAGGGCAUUCCGUCCGUUUUUGCAAUCAGCUAUAUCAAGUUUAUCAGCUGGUCCCGUUGGGCCCGGGGACAAAAUUGGCUCGGAAAACGCAAUAUUGCUUCUCAAAAGUUGUCGGUCUGACGGAAAACUGCUGAAACCCGAUCGUCCUGCAUCAGCAGUGAAUGCGCAAAUGUUGCGAGCAGCUUUCGGGGACCCAAAUUUGGGCCCAAAUGGAGAAGUCUGGUCAACUUCUACGACUUAUAAAGAAUCAGAUUUGGUUUUCGGUGCCAUUUUGGUCGCAGAUUUAAGGGAAGCAUUCGUCCUUCCGUUCGGACAACAAGGAGCAGAUGUUCUCGGUGUAUUGCAGCGCGAUUAUUUUGCUUUCAGAGUAACUGAAUCCCUAGAAACGACUGAUUUUCAGAUUCUGGCUGAAAGUGAUGGCAUCGCUUUAGAGCAAACUUCCAGCGCAAAUUUCUCGUACGUAUGGUACACAAGCCCGGUCAUCAACUUCCAAGAUGUUGAAACAGCAAUAAUUGUUCUUGGAGAAAUUUCGAAAUGGAUUCCGAUGUCAAAGCAACGAACCACAGGGAUUGACAUUCGCCCAGUUUCCGUCACUAUUCACCUCAUUGGGGCUGAAGGAGAAUCCAUUGAAUAUUAUUACGCUAAUGUCGGAUCUGACCUCGGAUUUUCUAUUCACUAUGUCACCUGUCAAUUUGGGGCUUCUGGAAGAGCCGUGUUGUCUUUGCCCGAAGCUAUUUGUGAAACAAACUGAAACUGGAGAAAAUAAAAUGCGUAUACCGCGGUCUAGAAGCAAUCCAAAUGCCCCGAAAA